GACGAGCGCUGCCAUUCUCCACUCCGCAGCUCCGCUCUCAAACCCCCCCGCUCUCCCUCGUCCCUCCCACCACGCUCUCCCUCCUCCUACCUUGCUCGCUCCUCUCCUCUUCGUCGUCCUCCAGACGAAUCCGCGUGUCGUCCACUUCCACCCGUGCUUCGUGCGCUUCUGAUCCGCUGAUUCGUUGUGCGGGGAGUUUUGCUCGGGCUGGAUGGAACUGGAUCGUCUAUUGGUUAGUAGCCUUGGAGUUGUUUGAGUUGACCGGGAGCGAGGGAGAAGGGAGGAGCUUGCUGUGUUCGUUGGCCGGGCGGAUCGGUGGCGAUGCCGGACUCCGACAAAGAGUCCGGCUGGCCGAGCAACGCGGAGUUCUCGUCGCCGCGGGAGCAGGACCGGUUCCUGCCGAUCGCGAACGUCAGCCGGAUCAUGAAGAUGGCGCUCCCGGCGAACGCCAAGAUCUCCAAGGACGCCAAGGAGACGGUGCAGGAGUGCGUCUCCGAGUUCAUCUCCUUCAUCACCGGCGAGGCCUCCGACAAGUGCCAGCGCGAGAAGCGCAAGACCAUCAACGGCGACGACCUCCUCUGGGCCAUGACCACGCUCGGCUUCGAGGACUACAUCGAGCCGCUCAAGCUCUACCUCCACAAGUUCCGCGAGCUCGAGGGCGAGAAGGUGGCCUCCGGCGCCGCGGGCUCCUCCGGCUCCGGCUCGCAGCCGCAGAGGGAGACGACGCCGUCCGCGCACAAUGGCGCCGGCGGGGCCGUCGGCUACGGCAUGUACGGCGCCGGCGCCGGGGCAGGCGGAGGCAGCGGCAUGAUCAUGAUGAUGGGGCAGCCGAUGUACAACUCCCCACCGGGCGCGUCAGGGUACCCGCAGCCCCCGCACCACCAGAUGGUGAUGGCCGCGAAAGGUGGCGCCUACGGCCACGGCGGCGGCUCGUCGCCGUCGCCGCCGCCGCCGGGGCUCGGCAGGCAGGACAGGCUUUGAGGCAUGACCCUCCUGUCGCUGCAUGGAUGAAGAUCGAGGCCGGCCGGCCGGCUUCUUGGUUGGUGUCGGCACGCUGGUUAAGUUAACCAUCGUUUUUCUUUUUGUGGUUUAUAAUGUUGUGCUAAAUGGAGCCAGUGAUAUGGUUAAUACUAGUAGUCGCUUAACCUCUUGGUAAUCCCAUGGCUUGUGCCGUGCUCCUGCUGAUGAACUGAGCUAUGGCGAGCAGCUUGCUUAUAGCCUUAAGCCUUGUACUACUGCUACAAAAAUGGUGCCACUGACAAUUCGGUAUGGUAAAUGUACUAGCAUGCUAUGACUCUGGUAACAACUGACAGUGACAUUUUUUUUU
Molecule: messenger RNA, 1327 nt
Organism: Panicum virgatum (switchgrass)
Lineage: Eukaryota; Viridiplantae; Streptophyta; Magnoliopsida; Poales; Poaceae
Product: nuclear transcription factor Y subunit B-10-like
Exons: 1
Coding region: 322-981 (219 amino acids)
Biological process (GO): regulation of transcription by RNA polymerase II
Cellular component (GO): CCAAT-binding factor complex; nucleus
Molecular function (GO): DNA-binding transcription activator activity, RNA polymerase II-specific; protein heterodimerization activity; RNA polymerase II cis-regulatory region sequence-specific DNA binding
Source: RefSeq, a predicted model, not a curated record